CGGGUGGCUGGGACGACGCGGGGAUCCGCUCUUCCGCCCCCCGCCCUCCUCUAUUUAUGGCCUCCACCGCCCAAUCCACGCACCAGACCACGAACUCCGAUCGCCACUCCCCCAGAGAAAUCCUCCCUCCUCACCUCGAACGCUCCGGGAAGCAGCAAACGCGAGGCCGGCCAAGAUGUCGUGGCAGACGUACGUCGACGAGCACCUGAUGUGCGACAUCGAGGGCCACCACCUCGCCUCCGCGGCCAUCCUCGGCCACGACGGCACCGUCUGGGCCCAGAGCGCCGACUUCCCCCAGUUCGCGCCCGCCGAGAUCACUGCCAUCAUGAAGGACUUCGACGAGCCGGGGCACCUCGCCCCCACCGGCAUGUUCGUUGCAGGUGCCAAGUACAUGGUUAUCCAGGGCGAACCUGGCGCUGUCAUCCGUGGCAAGAAGGGAGCAGGAGGCAUCACCAUCAAGAAGACCGGGCAGGCGCUGGUGGUCGGCGCCUACGAGGAGCCCAUGACCCCUGGGCAGUGCAACAUGGUGGUGGAGAGGCUCGGCGACUACCUUGUCGAACAAGGCAUGUAGGCCACCCAUCAAUAUAAUGGCGUCCACGAUGAUCGAUCACACGAUUUUCAAGAUUCUCUUUUAAAUAUCUACGGAAAUAUAUGUGGGCCUUUUUUUUUCCUCUUCAAGCGGCUCUGGCGUCCAUCACUCAUGAUGACCAGUUGCUCUAACAAGUUCCAUUUGUAAUGCCUUUUCGGCUUUCCUUCUUCUUCUUCUUCUUCUUCAGUGGGUCCAUUAUUUUGGUUGUCGUAUGAAUUGUGUUGACAACAAAUUUUGCGCUAUGUUUCUUUCGAUUGUGAACUUAUAGUACCUUUUAUUUUAUUUUAUUUUGAAAAGGCCUCUUUGAUCGCAAUGCAAUCACAUAUAUUAAUCCU
Molecule: messenger RNA, 924 nt
Organism: Triticum urartu
Lineage: Eukaryota; Viridiplantae; Streptophyta; Magnoliopsida; Poales; Poaceae
Product: profilin-2
Cellular component (GO): cell cortex
Molecular function (GO): actin monomer binding
Source: RefSeq, a predicted model, not a curated record